AUGCCGGUUACUCUUGUUAAUAGUGAAAUUCCUCGCCGUACUAUAACAACGCGUGCCCAGCGUGAAAUCUUCUUCAUUGAACGAACGCAUCCUGACACUAAAUGCAGUAUUUGGUUUUAUAAACGUAUCCAUGGUGCAUUUGAUCUAAAAAUCUUAGAAAAUGCAAUCAAAUUGUGUUCAACGAGUAUUCCGUUACUGCAGACGCGCUUUGUCUAUUCGGAUGGAGAAUUGUGGCAGAUUCGCGAUAGGAAUAUUCACCAUAAGCCACGAACGAUAGAUGUCAGCACUCAUUCAACUCCAGUCCAAGAGGCAUUGAGAAGAAUGAGAAAAGCUGUGAACCGGUCUAGCGCUAUGAUUGACGAUAAACUCUGCGAGUUUACAGUCUAUAUCAUCGACAACAAUAAUUACGUACUUCAUGGUCAAUUUCACCGCGCCAUCAUAAAUACCAGAUCUUGGGCAAAAGUUGAAUCCCUGAUCACUGCUGCCUAUAAUAAUUUGAAGCGAGGUGUGGAGAUCGAUGUACAACCAAAAUUGCAUUUUGAUGCACUUGCUCGCGCCGAUGCUAAGUAUAAAGCUUCCGAUAAACAUGAAGAAGACGAGAAAUUCUGGGAAGCUUACGUUCAGCCAUUGAAGCGCUUUGCUUACACUCAACGAAGUAAUAAUUCUGUUGGAAAAAAGACAACUCAUCAGCACACAAUGACAUUGAACACCAGCGAACGCCGAAAAUUUCAACAAGUGGCUGCAGCAAUGGAUAUUCCAGAAACUCAUCUUUACGUUGGCGUUUCAGCUCUUUUGCUUCGAAGCCUCCUUGGUCGUGAGUACGUGAGUCUCAGCUUGCCAGUACGUGGAACGUAUUUGACUCAUGAGCUUGGCAUGACAUCCAACGUUUUGCCAUUAUUGUUGCAUAUUCCUGGCGAUGCUACGAUACACGAAGCCUUACUUCGAAUCGCACAAGAAAUUAAAUCGAUCCUGAAACAUCAGCGUUACCGAAUCAAGGAUAUUUUGAAGCUCGCCAACUAUGGCUCAAUUACCAAUUUUGGUCCAUAUGUAAAUAUAAUGUGCUAUGAUCAUGGAGAGCCACUUGAUGGUUGUAGCUGCUCAUCUCAUUUUGGUGGAAUCACUGAUAUUAAUGAAAUGCACAUAACAUUCUGGACAGACCGUCCAAAUGGUCGACUUGACAUUUUGUUGGAAGACGUUCAUGAGGGACAUUCAGAAGAACAACUCGUUGCCUUACAGGAGCACUUGGCAUUCAUUUUAGAUCUGGUUUUAUGUGGAACGAACAUUACAGUUGCCACAAUAGAUGAACAAUGUGGCAAUAUCACAACUGUUGAGCUGUGCGAAAGUUUUUAUGCCAAUCGUCGCCGACCUGUUGCAGCCGGGUUUUUGCAGUGGAGUCGGAACUGCGAUUCUUUAGUUCGUCUGGUACAUUCCAACACGUGGGUGGGAAGUGGUGUCAGUCCAUUUGCUAUAUCGAAAGUUCUCUUUGCUGACCGAGCUGUGAGCAUUGGGAAGUUGGAACGCGUAACAGAUUCUGCAUGUAGAAAAGCAGUAGGCAUAGUGUUGGUAAUCGAGGAGAAUGCUUGGCUUGUUACUACUGCGGAUGGAGUGGUUAGAAUAAGUAAUUUUAUGGAUGAAUUUGGCCAGCCCAUCUCAGCUCAAACUCUCGUUAAUCAAUGUCAUAUCGUCGAAGGUGAUCAGCUCCCGAUUAUUACACACGAACAGGCUGAAUGGCUGGGUAAGACAUAUGCUAAGGCCAUGCUUACAGAACCUUACUGGUCUCAACGACUUGCCAGUUUUGAACCGUGUGAACUCUCCUUUGUGCAAAGCACUAUGACUCAAUCACCAGUAUGGGCUACAACUACUUAUCAAAAAUCAAAAGGUGCAAGCGCGAUUGAGGUGCUUACUGCAUGGUUUAUUUACAUUGUCCGAGAUACUCAAAUGUCACAAUUACAAAUUGGUUGGGAUGCAACUCAAAGUUGGCACCAUGUGAACGAAGUGUUAGCGAAAUGCACAUUUGCCAAGACUGUUCCAUUCGACACAUGCAUCGACUUGAAUGAUACAUUUUCAAAUGUUGUGACCAGUGUAAAGAAUGACUACAAGCAAUUGAUUAAUCACUUGCCAUGCUUGACAGACAUACUAAUCCGCCAUGUGGAUUCUAUGAAUAAUUUGAGUGGUAAAAACACUCGGGCAUUGGCUGUGUCUUUAAUUGAUACGCAAAAUGUGCACGAUGACGCCAGCGAGCAUGUUCAUGGUAGCUUGAUGACAUUGGAAAUCAACAAACAUAACGGUGCUUUUCGAUGGAUCUACGACACAAAUCAACUAUCUGAAGAAGAGGUCAAUCGUAUUUCGUUACGUUUGUUAGUUUUGCUCGCAUCUGCCCAUAGUGCCGAUCAAGCAAAUGUUAAUGUGGCGAAAUUGAACCUAUUACCUAAAGCUGAACGCGAACAACUACUUUAUAGCUGGAAUCAAACAACGGUACCUCUUUCACCUGCCCGCUGUCUCCAUCAGUUAUUCGAGGCACAGGUCGAAUGCAACGGAAAAGCGAUUGCCGUAGAGUGUGAAGGAGAGACUUCAAGCUAUGAAAAACUAAAUAGCCAAGCCAACCAGUUGGCACAUUAUCUCAUAGCACGAGGUGUCAAAACAGACGAUCGCAUCGCACUUUGUGUCGAACGAAAUACAAAAUUGAUUAUAGCAAUGCUGGGCAUUCUUAAAUCUGGCUGCGCCUAUGUACCACUUGACCCAGCCUAUACGAGUCAAAGACUGACCCAUAUUGUAGAGGAAGCUGACCCUAUAUUCCUUUUGGUAGAUGCUACUGGUCGAAAAACACUCGAAGACAAUCGAGUACCAGUGAUCGACUUGGACAAGCCAUUACCGGCCGAUUUGCCAAUCGAUAAUCCGGAUGCUACCAAGCUUGGAGUUACUCCAAAUCAUCUGGUCUACGUUAUCUACACCUCUGGAUCAACUGGAAAACCGAAAGGAGUAAUGGUUGAGCACCACGAUGCACAACAACUAUUCCUCUCUGUACAAGACAAGUUUAAUUUUAAUAACCGGGAUCAGUUGUGUUUGUUCCAUUCGAUUUCUUUUGAUGUUUCCGUAUGGGAGACAUGGAGCGCAUUAUUGAAUGGAGGUCAACUAUCGAUUCCAUCACACAAUACAAUCCGUUCUUCGGAUAAAUUUUAUGAUUGGAUCUGCGACAAGGGUAUUACUUUACUGAGUCAAACUCCGUCAGCAUUCAAAAUGCUCAUGAAGGCAAAAGACAUCAGUCCGCGAUCAAAUCGACUGCGAUAUGUAUUCUUUGGUAGUGAAGCUUCAGAUUCAUUGACCGUGAGAGAAUGGUCUGAAAAGUGUGCUGCAGAUCAUAUAGGAUUAGUUCAUAUGUACGGUCCUACUGAAACAGUUGUGAUUGCAACAAGUUGGAUGUGUGAUAGAACGAUUUCUGAUAACUCGUUCACACCAAUCGGUCGUCCGUUACCAAACAAACGAAUUUAUCUGCUUGAUGCACAUGGCGAGCCUGUGCCAAUAGGAGCCGACGGAGAAAUCUAUAUUGGUGGUGCCGGUGUGGCACGUGGUUAUUUAAAUCGGCCUGAGCUAACCGCAGAACGUUUUCUACCCGAUCCAUUCAGUGAUAAUCCAACAGCACGCAUGUACCGAACAGGCGAUCGAGCACGAUAUCUGCCUGAUGGUAAUCUAGUUUAUCUGGGACGCAUUGAUCAGCAAGUAAAAAUCCGUGGAUUUCGAAUUGAGCCUGGUGAAAUUGAAGCCCGCUUAGUCGAACAUCCUCAGGUGCACGAGGCAGUUGUACAAUCUUAUGGCAACGGAUCAGACACCCGUUUGGUUGCUUAUGUGGUGGCCGAUGCAUACGCAUCGUUAGCUCAAGAUUUGCGUACAUAUCUAUUGACAUUACUGCCUGAAUAUAUGGUACCAGUGGCUUAUGUUUGUCUAUCUUCUCUGCCUCUCACACCCAAUGGAAAGGUAGACCGGCGAGCACUACCACCUCCGAACGAUGAGGCAUUUGCUCGUCAACAGUAUGAAGCUCCACAGGGUGAAAUAGAAAAGAAAUUGGCCGAAAUCUGGUGUGAACUGCUAAGCAUUGAUCGGAUUAGUCGACAUGAUAAUUUUUUCGCACUGGGAGGUCAUUCCUUGCUAGUCGUACAACUGUUGGCACAGUUGAGACAGAUCGGAUUGGAUACCACCGUACGCAAAGUGUUUGAUGCUCCCAGUCUGGCUAUAUUGGUCUCGACGCUCCACCGUUACAAGGCAGUAACUAUUGCACCCAAUCUCAUUACAACAUACAGUUCGAAGAUUACUCCAGAAAUGUUACCGCUCAUCACGCUUUCACAGGCAGAAAUUGAUGCAAUUACUACACGGGUACCUGGUGGAGUAGCUAAUAUCCAAGAUAUUUAUAGCUUGACGUCUCUACAAAAUGGGAUGUUGUUCCAUCAUUUAAUGGGUGAACGCGGCGACCCGUACUUGCUAAUAAGCCGACUGAGUUUUUCUGAUCGGAGAAAACUUGACCGUUAUGUGUCCGCCAUGCAACAAUUGAUAGAAAGAUACGAUAUUCUUCGUACCGUCUUCAUCUGGGAAGGUCUAAGUGAACCGGCACAGAUUGUUUUACGUCAAGUUCCUUCAUUACUCACUGAGAUUACAUUGCAUGAUACCAGUAAACCGGUAUUGGAUCAGUUGCGCCUCCGAUUCAAUCAACGUCGCUACCGGUUAGACUUGACGCAGGCACCACUAUUGCGUUUGCUAGCUGCACCAACAUCUGAAGGAUGCUGGGUGGCACUGCAACUGAUGCAUCACUUGAUUGGGGAUCAUACUACACUGGAAAAACUGCAGUCAGAAAUACGUGUUAUAGACGAUAGACGGACUGAAAAACUUACGAUUUCUACAACAUUUCGCCAAGUGGUGGCUUAUGAGCGGUUGGCACUUGAUCCGACUGAUCACACCCAAUACUUCAGCGAAAUGCUUGCUAACGUUGACGAACCAACUUUGCCGUUUGGUUUGAGUGAUGUUUCUCUGGAUGGAACUAAGAUCAAUGAAGCACAAUUGUGGCUACGACAGACACUCAAUGAUCAGCUACGGGCGCAUGCACGCAAGUUACAAGUUAGUUUGGCUAGUGUUUGCCAUUUGGCUUGGGCACAAGUACUUGCUCGAGCUAGUGGACGCGAGGCAGUUGUCUUCGGCACUGUACUUUCUGGCCGUUUUCAGGUUGGAGAAGAGAACAAUAUUAUCAUGGGACCGAUGAUUAACACUCUACCAAUACGUAUAGAUAUUGAUGAUACGAGUGUCAAGACCGCAGUGCGACAUACCCAUGCUCGUUUGAGUUCGUUGUUGGCACAUGAACAUGCACCUCUUGUGUUAGCACAACGCUGUAGUGGUGUUCCAGCUGGCUCAUCAUUAUUCAGUACAUUGUUCAACUAUCGCCAUAAUAAGAAGACGGAGCAGGUAAAUGCGUCACUUCCAGGAGUCACAUUCUUUGGCGGUGAGGGACAAACAAAUUACCCUUUAAACAUGUCUCUGGAUGACAACGGUAGAGCUUUGAACCUGUCUGCUCACGUGGUGUCAUCAGUGUCAGCAGCUCGAAUCUGUACUUAUAUGCGAGAAACUCUGGUUUCUCUUGCUGACGCACUAGCUCACAAGCCACAACAACCAGUUCGUAUAUUAACGGUGAUACCACCAGAAGAGCGCACCUUGCUACUACAAAGCUGGAAUGAAACCGCGGUUACUUAUCCACCUGCAUGCUGUCUUCAUCAAUUAUUCGAAGCGCAGGUGGAAUGUGAUGGACAGGCAAUUGCUGUUGAGUAUAAAGGAGAUACUUUAAGCUACGCAGGACUCAAUGUUCAAGCCAACCAAUUGGCAAAUUACCUAAUCACUCGAGGCGUUAAACCAGAUAAUCGCGUUGCACUUUGCGUUGAGCGUAGUACAACAAUGAUCGUAGCAAUGCUAGGUAUCCUAAAAGCCGGCGCUGCGUAUGUACCACUUGAUCCUGUCUAUCCAAGUCAACGACUGGCCAAUAUUUUACUGGAUGCGAACCCUAUAUUUAUAAUAGCAGAUGCUGCUGGCCGUAGUGCACUCGGAAACCAUCAAGUGCCAGUGAUCGACUUGGACAAACCGUUGCCCGUCGAUUUACCAAUGGAUAAUCCGGACGCUGAAAAGCUCGGAGUCACUCCAACCAAUUUGGCUUAUGUUAUCUACACCUCUGGUUCAACAGGAGCACCGAAAGGAGUUAUGGUUGAACAUCAUGAUGCAGCACAUCUAUUCCAAUCGGUACAUGAUAAAUUUGAUUUUAAUGCACAGGAUAAGUGGUGUUUGUUCCAUUCCAUUUCGUUUGACAUGUCUGUAUGGGAGUUAUGGGGAGCAUUAUUAAAUGGAAGUCAAUUAUCGAUUGUACCAUUUAAACUCACUCGUUCUACAGACGAAUUUUAUGAUUGGAUCUGUACCAGCGGUAUUACUGUACUAACUCAAACCCCUUCAGUAUUCAAAAUGCUAAUGCGAGCGCAGAAGAUUUGUUCGCAAUUCAAUCAACUACGCUAUGUAAUAUUUGGUGGUGAAGCGCUAGAACCAUCAAUUGUAAAGGACUGGUAUGAGAAAUAUGAUAAAAUUCAAACAGUAUUGGUCAAUAUGUAUGGCCCUACCGAAACCGUUAUGAUUGCAACAAGUUGGAUCUGUCAUAUCACGAUUUCUGAAAACUCGUUCACACCAAUCGGUCGUCCGCUACCUAACAAACGAAUUUAUUUGCUUGAUGCCCAUGGCGAACUAGUGCCGCUGGGAGCCGAGGGAGAAAUGUAUAUUGGUGGUGCUGCCGUAGCUCGUGGCUAUCUAAACCAUCCAAAACUUACCGCAGAACGUUUUUUACUCGAUCCAUUCAGUGAUGAUCCAGCAGCACGCAUGUACCGCACCGGCGAUCGAGCACGAUAUUUGCCUGAUGGCAAUCUGGUCUAUUUGGGCCGCACGGAUCAACAAGUAAAAAUUCGAGGUUUUCGAAUUGAGCCCGGUGAAAUCGAAGCCCACCUAGUCGAACAUCCACAGGUACACGAAGCAGUCGUACAAUCCUAUGGCAACGAAUUAGAUGCUCGUCUUGUGGCUUAUGUGGUAGCCGAUACUGUAACAUCUUUGGUCCAAAAUUUACGCACCUAUCUAUUGCACUUAUUGCCUGAGUAUAUGGUACCAGCGGCUUAUGUUUGUAUAAAAUCAUUACCACUCACACCCAAUGGCAAGCUAGAUCGACGGGCACUACCACCUCCGGACGAUGAAGCGUUUGUCCAUCAACAGUAUGAAGCUCCACAAGGUGAAAUGGAAGAAAAACUGGCCGAUAUCUGGCGUCAAGUGCUUGGGAUCGAACUAGUUAGCCGAUAUGAUAAUUUCUUUGCGCUGGGAGGUCAUUCGUUGUUGGUCACACGACUUUUGGCACAGUUGAGAGCUUUUGGACUGAAGACAACGGUACGGAAAGUGUAUAAUGCUCCUUCUUUAGCAAUGUUGGCUUCGACCCUCACCCGUUACCAUGCAGUUACUAUUCCACCCAAUCUGAUUACCACAGACAGCACAGAGAUUACUCCAGAAAUGUUACCGCUCAUCACUCUUUCUCAGGCGGAAAUUGAUGGAAUUAUUGCACAGAUACCUGGUGGCGUAGCUAAUAUUCAAGAUGUUUAUUGUUUGGCUCCUUUACAGCAUGGCAUGUUGUUCCAUCAUCUGAGAUCUAAGCAGGGUGAUCCAUACUUGAUAGUAAGCCGCAUGCAAUUUGAUGACCAUACGACACUUGAACGCUAUUCAUAUGCUUUGCAAAAAGUGAUAGAGAGACACGAUAUUUUGCGCACUGCCCUCUUCUGGGAAGGUCUCAGUGAACCGGUGCAGGUCGUAUUGCGCAAAGUUCCUUCGAUACUCACAGAAGUUAUAUUAGAUCAUGGUGAACCAGUACUAAAUCAGCUUAGCCACCGCUUUGACCUGCGUAGCUACCGUUUGGAUUUGACAAAGGCACCACUAUUGCGUUUGAUGGCUGCGCCAACGUCUGAAGGAUGCUGGGUGGCACUGCAAUUAAUGCAUCACUCAAUCAUUGAUCAUUCAUCACAUGAGGUAUUGGAGGCAGAGAUUCACGCCAUUAUCGAGGGAAAUUUAAAAAAGUUAACAACACCCACCCCAUUCCGUCAUAUUGUAGCCCAUUCUCGAUUAGGAGUUAGUCAAGCUGAACACACACAUUUCUUCAGUGAGAUGCUCGGUGAUAUUGACGAGCCAACCUUACCAUUUGGUCUGAGUGACGUUGUCCUAGACGGAAAUGAGAUCGACGAAGCAAUUCUGAAGCUGUCACAGACACUUAAUGAUCAGCUACGGGCGUAUGCACGCAAGUUACAAGUUAGUUUGGCUAGUGUUUGCCAUUUAGCUUGGGCUAAGGUACUUGCUCGAGCUAGUGGGCGCGAUGCAGUGGUCUUUGGGACCGUUCUUCUCGGCCGAUCUCAAGCUGGUGAAGCGAACGACAAUGCCGUGGGACCUAUGAUUAAUACUCUACCAAUACGAAUUGAAAUUGAUAAUACGACUGUCGAGACAGCUGUGCGUAAUGCCCAUGAUCGGAUGAGUGCGUUGUUAACCCAUGAACACGCACAACUUGUGAUGGCUCAACGUUGCAGCAGAGUUCCAGCUGGCAUGCCACUAUUCAGCUCAUUAUUAAAUUAUCGCCAUAAUCAGACGACAGUAGAUGUCCCUGCGACACUUCCUGGAAUCAGAUUUAUAGAGGUCGAAGAGCGAACUAAUUACCCAUUAACCUUAUCGGUUGAAGACAACUGCAAUUCGUUGGGUCUAACGGCUCAAAUAGUUUCACCAAUGUCUGCAGCUCGGAUCUGUGCCUACAUGGAACGAACUCUGGAAUCAAUGGCUGAUGUGCUAACACGAAAGCCUCAACAAUCAGUUAGAGCAUUGACAGUAAUACCAUCAGAAGAACGCACAUUGUUGCUGCACACUUGGAAUCAAACCAUGGUUAAAUAUCCACUUAAACGAUGCCUCCAUCAGUUAUUUGAAGCCCAAGUGCAACGUGACGGACAUGCAAUUGCCAUAGAGUGUAUGGCCGAGAUUCUAAAUUAUAGGGAACUCAACGCAAAGGCGAAUCAAUUAGCACAUUACCUUAUCGCAAGAGGUGUUAAACCAGAUGAUCGCAUCGCUGUUUGCGCUCAGAGCAGUAUAAAAUUGGUAGUGGCCACACUGGGUAUUCUGAAAGCCGGUGGUGCCUAUGUACCGCUCGAUCCGAAAUAUCCCAGUCAGCGGCUCACCAACAUUUUGCAGGACUCAAAUCCACUAUAUCUCUUGGUAGACACCGUUGGUCAGGCAGUAAUUGGAGAUCAUCGAGUACCAACAAUCGACCUGGAAGAGACUUUUCCCACUGACUUAUCGAUCGAUAAUCCAGAUUUGACAAAUUUAGGACUCACUCCAGCCCAUUUGGCCUACAUAAUUUACACCUCUGGCUCAACCGGAACUCCGAAAGGGGUGAUGGUUGAACACAGAAAUGUAACAAAUUGCCUUCAUUGGAUCAACGAGAAUUUUACAGCUGAAGACUUCAAGCACACUUCAUUUUCGACCUCCGCUAAUUUCGAUAUGUCUCUUUACGAAUGUUUCGCACCACUGUCGAUGGGAGCCACAUUACAUAUCAUACCCGAUGUGCUUGCGCUCUCACCAUCGUCGAACAUUUCGAUGCUCAGUACGGUACCUUCUGCAGUUACAACGAUACUCAAUGCAGGCUCUCUGCCAUUGUCGCUGUGUGCACUCCAUUUGGCAGGCGAGCCACUAAAAUCCAGUCUAAUCAAACGCAUUUUUACGCUUACUCAAGUCACUCAACUGUGCAAUCUAUAUGGCCAAACAGAAACGUCGUUUUUCUCAACGUUGCAUAGAUUUAAACGAGGCGAUGAAGCAAUCGAAACGAUAGGGCGGCCAAUUGCCAACACACAGAUAUACUUGCUUGAUUCAUAUGGCGAACCAGUGCCACUGGGAGCCGAGGGAGAAAUGUAUAUUGGUGGUGCUCCCGUAGCUCGUGGCUAUCUAAACCAUCCAGAACUUACCGCGGAACGUUUUCUACUCGAUUCAUUCAGUGACAAUCCUCAAGCACGCAUGUUCCGCACCGGUGAUCGAGCACGAUAUUUACCUGAUGGCAAAUUGUUAUAUCUUGGACGUACAGAUCAGCAAGUGAAAAUCCGCGGUUUCCGAAUUGAGCCGGGUGAAAUUGAAGCCCAUCUAGUAGAUCAUCCACAGGUACACGAGGCGGUUGUACAAUCCUAUGGAAACGGAUCAGAUGCUCUUCUUGUAGCUUACGUGGUGGCCAAUGCUUAUACAUCGUUAGCCCAGGAUUUACGUACAUAUCUAUCGACAUUGCUGCCUGAAUAUAUGGUACCAGUGGCUUAUGUGUGUCUACAAUCCUUGCCAUUCACACCCAAUGGCAAGCUAGAUCGACGGGCAUUACCACCUCCGGAUGAUGAGGCGUUUGUUCGCCAGCAGUAUGAAGCUCCACGGGGUGAAAUGGAAGAGAAACUGGCCGAAAUCUGGUGUGAACUGCUAAGUAUUGAACGCAUCAGUCGGCAUGACAAUUUUUUCGCUUUAGGAGGGCACUCGUUAUCGGUUGUACAGCUAUUAGGGCGUUUGAGACAGAACGGAUUAGAUACUUCCGUGCAGGAAGUGUUUGAUGCUCCCACUCUGGCUAUGUUAUCAGCGAUGCUUGUUCGUUACCAAUUAGUAACUAUUCCACCCAAUCUCAUCACUCCAGACAGCACGGAGAUUACUCCAGAAAUGUUACCACUUAUAACUCUUUCUCAGGUAGAGAUUAAUGCAAUUGUUGCACACGUACCUGGCGGAACAACCAAUAUUCAGGAUAUUUAUGGUUUAACACCUUUACAACAUGGUAUGUUGUUCCAUCAUCUGAGAGCUGAAGAGGGCGACCCAUACUUGAUAGCAAUGCGUAUGCAGUUUACUGACCGGACGGCACUUGAUCGUUAUAUGUUCGCCCUGCAGCAAGUGAUAGAAAGAUACGAUAUCCUUCGUACUGUCUUCAUCUGGGAAGGUCUCAGUGAUCCAGCACAGGUCGUUUUGCGACACGUUCCUUCUCUACUUAAAGAGAUUAUAUUGGAUCAUACUGGUGAACCGGUAUUAGAUCAGUUGAGCCACCGCUUUGAUCCACGUUACUAUCGUUUAGACUUGACACAGGCGCCGCUAUUGCGUCUACAUGUUUCCCCAAGUUCUGAAGGAAUUUGGGUGGCACUGCAAUUGAUGCAUCACUUAAUUAUAGAUCAUUCAACGCUGGAGCGACUGCAGGCAGAGAUCCACGCUAUCAUCGACGGAAAGAUUGAAAUGUUGACAACGGCCCCAUCAUUUCGUCAUAUUGUGGCACAUGCACGACUUGGAGUUAGUUCAGCCGAACAUAUGCGUUUUUUCACUGAAAUACUCAGUGAUAUUGACGAGCCAACGUUACCAUUUGGUCUGACUGACGUUGCUCUGAAUGGGACUGAAAUAAAUGAAUCACAUGUGAAGCUGUCGCAGGCACUCAAUGAUCAACUACGAGCGCAUGCACGGAAGCUUCAGGUCAGCCUGGCUAGUAUUUGUCAUUUAGCCUGGGCACAAGUACUUGCUCGAGCUAGUGGUCGACAGGCAGUAGUCUUUGGAACUGUGUUACUUGGACGUUUACAUGCGAGAAAAGAGAACAAUAAUAUCAUGGGACCGAUGAUUAACACUCUACCAAUACGCAUAGAUAUUGAUGAUACGAGUGUCGAGACCACAGUGCGAAAUACCCAUUCUCGAUUGAGUUCGUUGUUAGCCCAUGAACACGCACCGCUUGCAUUGGCACAGCGAUGCAGUGGAAUUCCAGUUGGUGUACCACUAUUUAACGCACUGUUAAAUUAUCGUCAUAGCCAGAAGGCAGACCAGGUCACAACGACACUUCCUGGAAUCAGAGUUAAAGAAGUGGAAGAACGAACCAAUUACCCAUUAGCUCUAACGGUUGAAGAUUUUGAUGUUUCACUGAGUUUGAUAGCUCAAGUAAUUUCACCAAUGUCUGCAGCUCAGAUCUGUGCUUAUAUGCAACAAGCUCUCGAAUCGAUGGCCAAAGCGUUAAAUAACACAACGCAACAACCAGUUCGGACAUUGGCAGUCGUGCCAUCGGAAGAAUGCACGAUGCUUCUGCACACAUGGAAUCAAACCACAGUUACCUAUUCAUCUGCUUGCUGUCUUCACCAGUUAUUUGAAGCACAGGUGGAACGUGAUGGACAAGCAAUCGCUGUGGAAAGUAAUGGAAAGACUAUAAGUUAUGCAGAACUUAACAUCAAAUCCAACCAGCUGGCACAUUACAUGAUCGAACAAGGCAUCAAACCAGAUGAUCGAAUCGCACUUUGCAUCGAACGUGGCAUAACAAUGAUCGUGGCAAUACUGGGUAUUUUAAAAGCUGGUGCUGCGUAUGUUCCACUCGAUCCAGCCUAUCCGAGCCAACGACUGACUAACAUUUUAUUAGAUGUCGAUCCAAUAUUUCUCAUAGCAGAUGCUAUGGGUCGGAAAGCACUUGGAGAAUAUAAAGUACCUGUGAUUGAAUUAGAUAUACCAUUGCCUGAUGGUUUGUCAAUCAAUAAUCUGGACGCAAUUAAACUUGGACUCACUCCAACCAAUUUGGCUUAUGUAAUUUACACUUCGGGUUCGACUGGAACACCAAAAGGAGUAAUGGUUGAACAUCAACAUGCAGAAAAAUUAGUCAAAUCUUUACAUGCCAAAUUUGAGUUCGAUUCACAGGAUAAGUGGUCUUUGUUCCAUUCUUUUUCUUUCGACUUUUCUGUGUGGGAAAUAUUUGGUGCGUUAUUGAAUAGAAAUCAACUGUCGAUUGUACCACACGAUACCACACGUUCUGCAGACGAAUUUUAUGAUUGGAUCUGCACCAGAGGUAUUACUGUACUAAAUCAAACCACUACGGCGUUCAAAAUGCUUAUGCGGGCAAAAAAUAUCAGCUCUCAAUCCGAUCAACUACGAUAUGUUUUCUUUGGCGGUGAAGCAUCAGAUUCAUUGAUUGUAAGGGACUGGUAUGAAAAAUGCACUAAAAAUCAAACAGUGUUAGCCCAUGUAUAUGGGCCUACCGAAACAGUUGUUUUUGCAACAAGUUGGAUCUGUGAUAACACAAUUUCUAAACGUUCAAUGAUACCGAUUGGCCGUCCGCUAUCCAACAAGCGAAUUUAUCUGCUGGAUGCACAUGGCGACCCGGUGCCACUAGGAGCCGAGGGAGAAAUGUAUAUUGGAGGUACUGGUGCGGCACGUGGCUAUCUCAAUCGUCCUGAACUUACCGCGGAACAUUUUCUACCCGACCCAUUUAGUGAUGAUCCAACAGCACGCAUGUAUCGUACAGGUGAUCGAGCACGAUAUCUGCCUGAUGGUAAUUUGAUCUAUUUAGGACGCACAGAUCAACAAGUAAAAAUACGUGGAUUCCGAAUUGAGCUCGGUGAAAUUGAAGUCCAUUUAGUAAAACAUCCACAUGUGCGUGAAGCGAUUGUACAAUCCUAUGGAAACGGAUCAGAUGCUCGUCUUGUAGCUUAUGUGGUGGCCGAUGCGGAUACAUCGUUAGCACAGGAUUUGCGUACAUAUCUAUCAGAAUUACUGCCUGAAUAUAUGGUACCAGUGGCUUAUGUUUGUCUACAAUCCUUGCCAUUCACAUCCAAUGGCAAGCUAGACCGACGAGCAUUACCGCCUCCGGACGAUGAGGCGUUCGCUCAUCAAGAGUAUGAAGCUCCACAAGGUGAAAUAGAAGAAAAUCUGGCCAAUAUCUGGCGUGAACUGCUUGGCGUUGAACGUAUGAGUCGACAUGACAAUUUCUUUGCGUUGGGAGGUCAUUCUUUGUUGGUCGUUCGGCUGUUAGCGGAGUUGAGACAGAUCGGUCUGGACACCACUGUACGGGAAGUAUUUGAUUCGUCCACUCUGGCCGUGUUAUCUUCAACGCUUGAUCGUUACCAAGAAGUGACUGUUCCAACCAAUUUUAUUAUCGCAGACAGCACGGUGAUUACUCCCGAAAUGUUACCACUUAUCACGCUUUCUCAGACAGAGAUCGAUGCAAUUGUCGCAUUGGUACCAGACGGAGUAGCUAAUAUUCAAGAUAUUUAUGGAUUGGCGCCUUUACAAAACGGUAUUUUGUUCCAUAAUAUGAUGGCCAAACAAAGGGACCCAUACUUGACAGUAAUGCGUAUGCAUUUCAGUGACCGUACGGCACUUGAUCGUUAUGUGUUCGCCCUGCAGCAAGUGAUAGAAAGACACGAUAUCCUUCGUACUGUCUUCAUCUGGGAAGGCCUCCGUGAGCCGGCACAGGUCGUUUUGCGCCAGGUUCCUUCUCUACUUAGUGAAGUCUCAUUAGAUGAUACCGGUGAACCGGUAUUGGAUCAGUUGAGCCACCGCUUUGAUUCGCGCAACUAUCGGUUCGAAUUGACACAAGCACCGCUAUUGCGUUUAUUUGCCGCACCAACGUUUGAAGGGAGCUGGGUAGCACUACAACUGAUGCACCACUUAAUUAUUGAUCAUUCAACAUUCGAGCAGUUACAAGAGGAACUGCACGCCAUCAUUGAUGGAAGGAUUGAAAAGCUACCAAUGCCCACAUCAUUCCGUCAUAUUGUAGCACAAGUACGACUAGGAAUUAGUCAAGAUGAACACACACGUUUCUUCAGUGAAAUGCUCAGCGAUAUUGACGAGCCAUCCUUACCAUUUGGUCUUUGUGAUGUUUCUCUGGAUGGGACCGAGAUCAAUGAAACACAUCUGAAGCUGUCACAAACACUCAAUGAUGAGCUACGAGCACUUGCAGGCAGCUUACAAGUCAGUUUGGCUAGUAUUUGUCAUUUAGCCUGGGCACAAGUACUUGCUCGAGCUAGUGGACGUGAGGCAGUAGUCUUUGGUACUGUGCUAGUUGGCCGUUUACAAGCCGGCGGGGGAAACGACAAUGCCAUGGGACCUAUGAUUAAUACUCUACCAAUACGCAUAGAUAUUGAUGAGAGAAGUGUGAAGAUCGCAGUACGAAAUGCCCAUGCCCGGUUAAGUGCGUUGUUGGCUCAUGAAUACGCACCACUUGCAUUGGCACAGCGCUGUAGUGGGUGUCCAGCAGGUUUGCCUCUAUUCAGUGCUUUGCUGAACUACCGUCACAAUAAGGAGACGGAACAGAUUACUGCGCCACUGUGCGGAGUCAGUGUCAUAAAUGUGGAGGAGCGAACAAAUUACCCAUUGGCCUUGUCAGUAGAAGAUGGUGGUGAUUCGCUAGGUCUAACGGCUCAAAUUGUUCCAACAAUGUCUGCAGCACGGAUUUGUGCCUAUAUGGAAGAGGCUUUAAUAUCGCUGCCCAACGCGUUAAUUCACAGUCCACAAAAACCAAUUCGAAGGUUGAAAGUGAUGCCACCAGAAGAGCGCAAGAUGCUGCUGCACAGCUGGAAUCAAACCACAGUUACCUAUCCACCUGCCCGCUGUCUUCACCAGUUAUUCGAAGCCCUAGUAGAACAUGACGGACAGGCGAUUGCCGUUGAAUAUAAGGGAGAAACUCUAAGCUACGCAGGACUCAAUGUUCAGGCCAACCAAUUGGCAAAUUACCUAAUCGCUCGAGGCGUUAAAUCAGAUAAUCGCGUUGCACUUUGCGUUGAGCGCAGCACAACAAUGAUUGUAGCAAUGCUGGGUAUUCUAAAAUCCGGCGCUGCAUAUGUACCUCUUGAUCCAGCCUAUUCGAGCCAACGACUGACGA
This is a messenger RNA of Sitodiplosis mosellana (orange wheat blossom midge), 15703 nucleotides long. RefSeq lists its product as uncharacterized. Gene Ontology annotation, cellular component: cytoplasm. Gene Ontology annotation, biological process: secondary metabolite biosynthetic process; amino acid activation for nonribosomal peptide biosynthetic process. The transcript has a single exon. The record is from RefSeq and is a predicted model, not a curated record. Gene Ontology annotation, molecular function: catalytic activity; phosphopantetheine binding. NCBI's taxonomy places the organism in Eukaryota, Metazoa, Arthropoda, Insecta, Diptera, Cecidomyiidae. The annotation marks the transcript as partial.